AAUCACGAUUUGCUGAAUAAUUGCUUCUUGCUUCUUCCGGGUGCCCCUGAAUAAAACUGGUGCCUUGAAGACCCAGCAUUCAGAUUGACGCCCAGAAGCUGAGUUAGAGCGCUUGCAAUGAGCAUGAAUCGGCCUUUGCUUAAAAGAACCUCCUCGAUUUCGCAAAGAGUUGAUCAAGAGAGGAACGACGUACCUCCCUCGAUCAAUCUGGAAGAAUCUAAAUCUGCAAAAGAAAAUGCCAGGGACGAUGGUAGAGCCAGGGUUGAGCAAAGCUUUGAGCAAGAAGAUGAUACUGACAUGAGUAAUGCAUCGGAUUCUGAUACUGAGGAGCAGGCUACUAAUCAACAAUCAGAGGAGAAGCAAGCUCAAAGAGCCUCAAGCAGAAUCAUGUCAAUAAAGAGACGUGGCAAGCUGGAAAGGUACAAGAGCAUGAAAUUUUUGUAUGUUGCAAAUGACUACCUUGCCAUUAGAGGCCAAGGAUAUGAUUUUUACUUGUGCAGAGUUUUGGAAGAUGUUCCUGAAAACAAGGAGAGUUUUCAGAUUGCCUGGUUGGACCAAGUAGGGGAGAAGAAACAAGUGUUUAAGACCUCAUAUGAUGACAUAUGCUACAAAGAGUCAGUAAUUGACAGAGUCAAUUUAACAGAGGGCGGUGAUGGGAUGCUUCACCUUGGAAAGAAACACUUAAAACAAGUCAAAGAUUUGCUAAGAGAAGCCCUUCAAAAUGAGAAUGCAAAUCUCCCAGCCACAGAAACCAGCGAUGAUGAAGACGACGGAGAUUCAGUUGAGGAUUUAGAGGAUAAAGAGGAAGAAGAAAAAGAAGAGUCAGAUGAUGGCCCAUCACCGAAGAAAAGGCGGAAAAGAGCAGCAAAACCGACGGAGAAUGACAACAAAUCUAAAAUAAAAAAAUUGAAGGAAAAGAAAGCAAAGAUCGUGAAAAGAAGAGGAUUAAUGCCUAAUCAAGAUAUAAAGAUUGUCGAGAAAGACCCACUCUUUGAAGAGAAGAAUGAUCUACCGAUUGCAAACGUAAAGCGAGGCGUACGUGCCGUCCUUCUUAAUGACAUGCAGAUGCUCAAAGAGGCAAUAGAUGAUGUUGAAAAUGUAUACACGGUAUUCUGGGAUCGAAGUGCUGAUAUUCAUCUUGGUCCCUUGCAUUAUGCAUUGUUGACUGAAAAUAAAAUGGCUGUAGAUCUCUUGCGGAACGAUAAACAGCCAAAAGAAAGGAAAGCUAAACGACCUGCUGUUUCCCUGGAAAAAAUGAACACUGGAAGAUACAAUUUCUAUACGUUUGGUCAUGCUGUCAGAGAAGUACAGGCAAGCAGAGGCGCAAAAGAAGGCAAUAACGCUUUUCUAAAGGAAAGAGACUAUCAAGAUGAUGUAAGCGAACGAUUCUGCUUGAAAUACGUCACUACUGAAAUGACUGAAUAUUACUAUAACAAGCAGGACAAUCAAUACUCGUUAAUGACUGAAUUGGGUUCAGCCAUCAGGAAUGGUCGCCGAAGUAUUGCUGCUCAUUUUCUGAACAAGCAUGCUGAAAAAGAAGAUUUAACGUCAUAUGGAUUCAACUUUUUACAUAAGGAGGUCCUUUCAUUUGAUACCGAACCAUUAUCGAAGUUCCGAAGCCAGUCUGUGACAAAGAAGAGUUUUAUGGAAAAGAUAUUGCCUCUACACUGUGCUGCAAUAAACCCGAACCCAAAAUAUUUGCAAGCGCUCUUCUCAGCAGUCCCUGAUUGCCAUGUUCAGGAUUCAAAGGGCAGGAAACUGAUCCACUACGCAGCCGCAUGUGAAGGCCCAGGACCCUUGGCUUUCUUGAUAUCGAGAGGUGCUGACCCUAACGAUGUAGAUUCGAAAGGAACAACCCCUUUGAUGAUUGCUGCCAAGCUGGGUAGGUGUGCAAAUGUAGAAGAGCUUCUGAAAGUUAAAAUCGAGAUAGAGUUUAAAGACCAGGAUGAUGCUGAGGAUGACGAAGUUGACAAGGAGAUGGACGACAACGAAGAUCCUUUGCCCUCCAGCAAGGGUAUGGCUACAUGCAUCAACAUUAAUGCAAAGGGCAAAAGAACGACAAAAGCCCCCAUACAUUAUGCUGCAAAGAAUGGCCAUGAGAGUACCGUGAGAUUGCUGGUUGAGCAGGGAGCAAACAUUGACCUGCAGACUGGUGCUAGUAAAGGUAACAUGACUGCAUUAGCAUUGGCAGCGGAGCGAGGGCAUUUGAAAAUCGUGAAAACGCUGAUAGAACUUGGAGCAGCACCCGACGGCAAAGUGAAGCACAACAAAAGGCCCUUAAUGUUAGCUGCUCAAAAUGGUCAUUACAAGGUGAUGGCUUAUCUCCUCAACAUUGGGGUCGACCCAAAUGCCCAAGACUCCUCCCUGAACACCCCUAUUCACUAUGCCGCUGCCUAUGGUUGGUAUCAUUGCGUAAAUCUUCUCCUUAAGGCUGGUGCAGACCCAAAUAUUGGAAAUAUUUGGAAGACAACACCCUUAGCUAUAGCACUUCUAAAGGAUAACAUGCACUGCGCUGACCUUCUCCUCGAUAGUAACGUCAAUGUAGAUUUCCCAGAUGAAAAAGGUGCAACUAUUUUGAUGAGUCAGCUAGCUCUUGACUUUGAAGAUGGGAGUUUUGAAAAAAUCAGGUUUCUUGUUGAGGAGAAAGGUGCUGAUGUCAAUAACAAGGACAUGAAUGGAAGCUCACCGCUCCAUUAUCUGGCAUCAAAUUCCGUCUUCAAAAAGCGCCGAAAAUGGAUAGCGACCAAUCGCAAAGAUGUGACAUUUGACAAGGCAAGUUCCGACAUCUGCAAUGAGAUUGCUCGCAUCUUGAUCAAAGCUGGUGCUGAUCUCAACUGUCUCAAUGAGGAUGGUUACACUCCAGCCUUGACUGCAUUGCUUCAGAACAACUUCCCGUUAGUAGAGCUGCUUCUUCAAAACGGUGCAGACGUCAAUACCAUGCGAGAUGGAAGCACCCUGAAACCCAUGCUUCACGUUCUAUUAUCAAAAACCGAGUGUUUAGAUUUGAUAGAGAUGUUUGAUGAUCGCUCAAAGCAUGAAAAUAUUGAUGACCUGACUGGUGACCAAAUUGAGAAAAUCUAUGAAGAACAAAACGCCGAAGUUAAGGAAGCCUUUUUUAAGCUUUUUAUGAAAUGCGGUGCCGAUGUGAAUGCUGUUGCGGAAGACGGAACAACUCCUGUCAUGUUAGCGAUUCAACAAGGUUUUGUAAAGAAAUCAGAGACGUUUCUUUCAAAUGGAGCAGAUCCGAGGAUCGGCAAAAAUUCAUUUGGACAGAAUACGUUUCAUAUCUUGGCUUCUUCUUGCACUUCUGCUGACUGGUCCAAGUUAAUGUCAUUAGCUGUCGAUAAAUUUGGUCCAAUGUCUGAUCUGAUCAAUGAGGCUGAUAACGAUGGUUACACGCCAGUGUUGUUAGCAUUUGAAGCACUAGCUACUUCCGCUUGCAAAGAGGAUGCUGUGCAUAAUUUCAAAGCUUUUAUCAAGUUUCUUGCCUACAAAUGCAACCCGGAUUUCAGUGCCAACGUCAUUCAGAAGAAAGUUUUUUCCAAAAAAGAAUCUGAAGAAUCUGAAAAAUCCGAAGAAUCCAAAGAAUCUGAAGAUCCCGAAGAAUCCGAAGAAUCCGAAGGAUCUGAAAAAUCCGAAGAAUCAGAAGAAUACGAAGAUCCCGAAGAAUCUGAAGAAACUGAAGAAUCUGUUAAAAAGUAUCGAAGUAUUCCUACAUUUGGAUUUAAAAUUGAAAAAGAUAAGAAGAUUGAGAAUGACCCAUAUUCAAUUACCGGCAAAUUUACGUGUUUACAUUUUCUUGCCAUGGUCCACCUGGGGGCAGAUGAUCAAGCUGAUUGUGUUGACAUGAUAAUGAAAACAGUCAAUGGCCAGUUGCUGAACGCAAAAUGCCGACAUGGAAGAACGCCUCUUCACAUUGCCAUCAAAUUUAGAAAUUAUCAUGCGGCUGUUUGUUUUAUCAACGCUGGCUGUGAUAUAUCGAUUAAAUCUUCGAAUUCUGAAGAAGACUGCCUUCUUGGACCAAUUGCUUUGGCUUCAAGACCACCCUGUCAACUAGAUGUUGUAAAGGAACUUAUCAAGUUCAAGGCAGACCCCAAUGUCAGAAGUGGAAAGGAUGAAAGAACUCCACUAAGCUUUGCAGUGGAAAACGUAUCGGAUAAAACUUAUGUUGGUGCAGUUGCACUUGAACUGGUGAAAACAUUGGUUGCCGCUGGUGCCAUUGUAAACAGCUGUGAUGUGAACAGAAGGACGCCCCUCCAUCACCUUAUCAACUCAUCCAGUGGUGGUUAUGAAGCUUUAACUGAAGUCGAAGAGUUUUUCAUUUCUUCUGAUGCUGAUGUUACUGCAACUGAUUGCAAGCAAAAGAUGCCUAUUUUCUACGCUUUUAGCAACUUCAAUAGCAAGCAAAAAGACGAAACUAGCAUGAUCGAUCCCAUAUCCAUUGUCCGCUUGAUAUGCGACCAUGCUGAAACGAAGUCAGUACACACAUCCGUGCUGUCACAUAAAGACAAUAGACAAAGGACAGUUAUGCAUUAUGCUGCUCUAAGAGGUGCAUCGAUCUCCUGUCUCCAUAUGCUCAAGCAUGGCGCAUUGGCUAAUGGAGUUGAUGAGGAUGGAAAUACGCCGGUGGCACUAGCAUUACGUUCGGGACACCACGGAUGUGCAAUGAUCCUUUUACAGCAUAGUAGCAAACUGUCGACUUGGGAUGUGAUAACCCCCGUCACAGAAGAGCAAUUAAAGGAAUAUAAAGAAGAAGUUGCGAGUUCUAGAUGGAAGCAUGCUGCCAACUGUGCCCUUCAAAAGCCAGAGCCAGUGAAGAAAUCAGCGUUACAAAUUGCAAUUGAGAAGGACUGGCCAGGAGUCGCCUAUAUGAUACUCGAGUGCGGGGGAAUACCAUUAUUCGACGCUUUUAGGGCAUCGCUGAAGGCAAGCAGGCUUAGUCUGGCCUGGACCCUGCUCAAGCAGGAGAGGAAUGCAAAAGCAUUUCUCGCUCUCGAUGGAAACUCCUCAAGCAUGCUGCAUGUUUUGGCCACUCAUUCCAAUCUGGAUGAAAGUGAUGAUGGAAUGUUAAUACAAAUUGCGAAGUUUUUGCUUGACAAAGGUAUUGAUGUGGCCAAGGAAGAUAAGGACGGCGUGCUUCCUUUACACAUUGCAGCUCACAAUGCUCAUUUUUCUCUCUGCAGUUUGUUUCUUGAUUACUCUUUGGUCUCCUUGAAUAGAUCAAAUAAAGAAGGGCUUACUCCUCUGGCUGCUGUUUUUAACACCGCUGUAAAUGAUGGCAAAAUCGAGGAAAAACAUGUCAAAUUGAUAAAGUUAUUUGUGAGCAAAGGUGUUAAUUCUUUUGAUAUUUGCUAUUCCACUGGCACACUAGACAACGAAGCUCUAGCAGAAACAACGACAAUACUCAACGAUUUAGUACUGCUUGAAAACGAUGGUAAUUUUGCCGACCCUAAAUCAAGCGAUAAACAAGGCUCGAUUGAGUAUCUCCUUGCCAAUGGAGCAGAUAUCAACUUUGCGAACCGCAGAGGAAUAACUCCUUUGAUGGUAGCUGUUAUGAGUAAUUAUCAAGAUAUGGUGAAGCUCCUCCUGAGCUACAGACAAAUUAAUCUUGAUGUAGUGACCAAGAAUGGAUCUUCUUUGGCCCACAUUUGCCUCAGUUCAAAGGAUGGUUUUUAUACAGAGCAUACGGAAAUACUCAAAAUAUUGCUCAAGAAGCGAAUAGGUUUGGAGCAUGUGGAUGAUUUCGGACAUGCUCCAUUGUACUAUGCAUUGAAGCAACCCACUGGGGUUAUGGCAAGUUUGUUUCCUGCCCGACUUAAACAGAAUUUCACUGUUGAAUCAGUCAAGGAGGAGGAGGUUUUCCCAUUCAAAUCUAAAGCAGGGGAAUUCUGGGAAGGCACUAAGUUGGAUGUAAAGCGCGAUGCGGAAGAGGAAAUUAAGAAGCUUAAAAAGGUGCAACUGAAUGAAAGCACACCGACAGUUGAUAAAGCUUUGAACAUGGCUGCAACAGGUGCUGUCUACAUGGAUGAAGAGACAGGAGUCUUCUACGAUGUUGUGCUCACAAAGGUCGACGUCCGACGUGGGUUGUAUGGAAUCAAUGUGUUCUAUAAACUUCAGGUUGUCCAUCAUAAAGGCAAACAGCUUUGGCUUCUGUUUAAUCGGUGGGGAAGGAUAGGUUCUGGCGGCCAACACCAGCAGACUCCAUUCUCUAACCCACAGGAUGCGUGCAAUGAAUUUCAGAAGAUUUUUAAAAGCAAGACGGGGAACAAGUGGGCUGAUUUGAAUAACUUCCAGAAGACGCCCAAUAAGUAUUCGUUGGUAAGAAACGAGAAAAACCCUGAAAGGAUGCUCCACAAGACAAAUAAAAUAUUGAAGCCUUUUACUAAAAAAGAAUCCCCAGGAUCAAGUUUGCCAGAAGAACUGGAAAUUUUAAUGCAAAACUUGAUAGAUCUUCGUGCUUAUGACCGAUGGCUGCAAAACUUCUGCAAGGUGGACAGGGAUUUUUUACCUUUUGGUUUGAUAUCCCGUGACGUGAUUGAGCAAGCAAAGUUAAUCCUAAAUGAAAUACGUGGAUUGCUGGAGAGCAAGAAAGUCUCCCAAGCGAAUGACGUCUUCAUUUAUGAAAAGGUUGCAGAGUUGAGCAACAAUCUUUACAUGAUGGUACCGCCAGCUCACUAUGCCUACGAGCGAAUCAUACCUCUGAACACUUUAAAUGAAGUCAAAAAGUACUUGGAACGCUUAAAUAUGCUAACAGAUUUAUCAACAGCUAGUGAGUUGCUACUAGCUGCUCAGCACAAGAAACAAGUUAUCAAUCCAGUGGAUUAUGUUUUCCGUGGUAUUGGAGUGAAUUGUGAAAUAAUGGACCAUACAUCAACUGAGAGUCAAUAUAUUCUUCAAUUCAUUGAGAAUUCUCUUCAAGGUGAGACUGUGAAAGUCUCGGGCCUGUAUCGCCUCAAGCGUGACGAGGAAGAGAACAACUUUGAAAGUUGCGGAGUCAAGCACAACCGCCAACUUCUUUGGCAUGGCACUGACACCUCUCAUGUGAUAAGCAUUUUAAAGAAUGGAAUUAAGCAAGACGAAAUCCAUUCCAUGAAAACAGGAAAUUCUUUGGGCUGCGGGAUUUAUUUCUCUCUGUCUUUCAAAAAAGCGAUGUCAUAUUCCAGUUAUCACAAUAACUGCAAAAGCCCUGGUUUUGUUUUCCUAUGCGAGGUGGCUCUAGGAGACAUGCAAGUGGCGGCUAGAAAUUGCUGGAGCAACAGUCAAAAUGAAGAUGAUACUGAUACUGGUAGCGCAAAAUACCACUCUCGCGCUCUUGGCUGCAGCGUAAUGCCAGACCCAACCCAGGAUGUAUUCACACCGUACGGGGCGAAACUUUGCGUUGGUCGUUGGAAAGAGAAUCCUGAUGGAGAAGACUAUUGGCGCUACAAUGAACACGAAUGCCUCGUGCAAGAUCAUCGACAAAUAAAACUUCGCUAUUUAGUGAUGAUUCGGUGAACCCAGCUUUUGCACUACUGCAACGUACUCAUCCCUUUGUAUUUCUAAGGCACAUGGGGUAUUUGUGCCCUGCAAGUUGCAAAAUGGGUACUAUUUUUCAUUCUCAAGCUAUCACAACCUUAUCAUCGCAAUAUUGCAGUGUUUAUUCGUUGAUAAUGACUAUAAAAUGAGUUUAAAUUAAUAGGUAAUAGCACUAUUUUACUACAAGGAUCGUUUCCCCUUGUCUAUGUAAACUUGAAAUUGCACAAUCAUAAUUAUGAUAUUUGUAAUGACAUUAUCUUACUAAACUUAAGUCUGAAGAUCCAGUUGCAGUAUCGCGUCCUUUUCUGGCCUCGGACGACACAUAGUUUGCAAUUCAUUUGUACAUGAAUUUCUACUGUAGCCAUCUAUUAUGGUUGUAGCGGAUAUCAUUUCAGGUCGUAAAAAAUCUGCGAGAAAGUCGAUUAGGUUUUAAGCUGAGCAAUGUUCAGAACGUUGAUUUUUCAUUUUCAUAAAUGAUAAAUGUUUUUGACACCAAUGAGUUUGCCAAAGCAUUUAAGAUCACCUGAAGAAAGGAGAUUUUUAUGUUGUUUUAGUGAAACUCUGAAAAUAAAAUGGAAUGGGUUUCUUUGUUUUGAACUAGUAUUCUUUUAGAGUUGCAUUUUGUUUAGUUUGCAUCUUGU
This is a messenger RNA of Rhopilema esculentum, 8156 nucleotides long. The record is from RefSeq and is a predicted model, not a curated record. Lineage: Eukaryota; Metazoa; Cnidaria; Scyphozoa; Rhizostomeae; Rhizostomatidae.